AUGAGUUAUUCUCUAAUACUGGUCAUUUUANAGCUUUUGAAAAAUAAAAUAAACCAACCCUUUAAAGUAUAUAAAAAUUGAGACCAAAACUUGGGUUACAAAAGGAUAAAGCUGUCUAAUUAGUUCAAUAAUUUACAAUUAGUGACUUUAGUGAAUUGAAAGCAUUUAAUCAUCCAACAUAAGCCUUUGAAAUUUUUUGUAAGCCUUUUUUAAUGUUAUUUGACAUUCCUUAAAAAAGCAAUGCAAAUUACUGGGCAACACUAAAAUCUUUUCUACUUUAGUAAAAUUCAUGGUCACAAAUUUCAGAAUUUCCCCCUGAAACGUUAUCAAGACAAAAAGUGAAUUAAAUUAAAUAAAUUCUAAAAAGCCCAAAGUUUGAUUUAGUAGUUUUAGCAAAGCUUAGUUCACCUUUAUUAAAAUUUGUCAAUUGGCUUUAAGGUAAACGAAUUGUAAUAAUUAGGCAUUUUAAUAUUACAUAGUUAUUUGAGAUAAUAUUGUUUGGGAGAGAAAGAAGAAAAUCUUUCAGAAGAAUAAUAAUCACUAUUUACAGUCUUAGAUAUUAAAUAAUGCAUUUUAUAUAAAGCAAUAAGAUAUAUCAACUAAAAUAAAUGA
Molecule: messenger RNA, 612 nt
Organism: Paramecium octaurelia
Lineage: Eukaryota; Ciliophora; Oligohymenophorea; Peniculida; Parameciidae
Source: the annotation of a GenBank genome assembly